Molecule: messenger RNA, 2008 nt
Organism: Neocloeon triangulifer
Lineage: Eukaryota; Metazoa; Arthropoda; Insecta; Ephemeroptera; Baetidae
Product: zinc finger Y-chromosomal protein 1-like
Exons: 3
Coding region: 26-1498 (490 amino acids)
Biological process (GO): regulation of transcription by RNA polymerase II
Cellular component (GO): nucleus
Molecular function (GO): RNA polymerase II cis-regulatory region sequence-specific DNA binding; DNA-binding transcription activator activity, RNA polymerase II-specific
Source: RefSeq, a predicted model, not a curated record
CAACUUGUUGAGUCGGCUUUGGAAGAUGUUCGCCGAGUUGUGCCGACUUUGCGAGCGUCCGGCGGCCGACGGCGGCCACCGAGCGGCCGAAUUGGACAAGGACAAGUUGGCCGAGUGGUGUUUGAAUUUCUUGGGCACGACUUUGGCCAAAGAUAUCGACGACCAAGACCUCUUCUGCUACUUCUGCGUCUGGGACGCCAGGUUUUAUCACAGCAAGACCAUCAAUACCUACGAUGAGAGCGAUGACUUUUGCUGGUGGCCGGAGCAAGAUUCCAACAGAAAUACUCAAAACCUGUAUAAAAAUUAUGGCGCUGGAAAAGUGCAGCAGUGUUGGGUUUCUCUGGAAAAAUUGCCAAGUGAGGAAAAUGCAAGUGACAGUGCUGGAGGAAAGGCUGAGUCAAAAAUAUUCGAAAAUUGCGGCUACUGCAACAAACAAUUGAUUCAUUUAGUAAGGCAUAUACAGAAUAAUCAUGCAGAUAUUGCUAUUAGAUGCAAUUAUCACUCACUUUGCAGCAGAUAUUUUCAAACUGUUGAAGAGAGAGACGCUCAUGUAAAAGAAUUUCAUUUGAAGCCAAAAGUAGAAAUUCUUUACGACUGCAUUUAUUGUCUUAAAAAAGGUUUUAAUGUCAAGGCUCUAUGUAGACAUGUUAAAUCAAAGCAUCGUGAUGUGGCAAUCAGGUGCAGUAAUCAUAGUUGUGCUUUGUAUUUUAAAACUCGGGCUGAGAUGGAUUUGCAUUUAGAGAAAAAACACAAAAGUAGCAGAGAAAAUGAAAAAUGUAAAUGCUCAAUCUGCGACUAUAAAGCUGGAAGUUGGCGUUUCAUUGAAAAUCACGAGGCAAAAGCUCAUCAAGUGCUAAAAAUAAUCAAAUGUCAGAAAUGCCCAAAAACUUUCUCAAGUAGAAUUGAUUUGAAACUUCACUUUAAUUGUACUCACAACUUUAGAAAAUGCCCUGCUUGCAAUUUUAGAAUUAAACUUUGCAAUUACUCUUCUCAUUUUACAAAACGUUUUUGCAGGAAAUGCAAAUCCGGUUUUGAUUGUUUAGAAUUUCUCAGAAGGCAUGAAAAGAAUUGCAAACAUGGAUUACAAUGUGAACUUUGCAUGAAAAGUUUUAGGCAAAAAGCUUUGUUGCAAUACCACGUGAACUUGAAGCAUUUAUUAGUUCAGAAUGUGCGAUCUUCAAAAUCCAAUUCGAGCUUAAAUUUUCAGAGAUUGAAUACAAUAAAAUCAAUCGCUAAGAAAUUUAAUUGUGCUCACUGCAGCAAGGAACUUUCAUCAAAAUACAGUAUUGAGAAUCACUUGGCAUGUGUUCACAAUCUGAUUGAGAAAAAACAUUGUUGCGAUCAAUGCUUGGCUAAAUUUUAUGAUGCCUCAAUAUUGAAAAAACACAUUCGCAACAUGCACUUAAAUGGCAAAGCAAAAUGUAAAAUUUGCAACAAGGAAAUGUCCUGUAGUUCUUUAAGAACGCACAUGAUUAACAUUCACUGCGCCUUAGAAUGAGAAAUCGUCUGCGGCUUCAAUGCCCACCAGAUUCACAUCCGGUGCGCGCAAUCAAGUAGCCCAGGCCUGGAAAAUAUUUCAAGUUUUGCCCUUUGGACCUGAGCCAACGUCAGAACAAGAUUUUUUUUCUUUUCUCUACUGCUUUUCCUGGAAUAAUAAUCUUGUAAAUACAUUUAUGAACUUAGAAUAAUUUCAAACUUUUGAUGAUUAGUAAAAACAAGGUAUGAAAGAAGAUAAAACCUUUACAUGUUUUUAGAUUUAUAUUAUUUGUUAUCGUUAAGAUUUUGGUUUUCAGUUACAGAUUGUUUUUCGGGACAAAAAGGAAUUGUAUAAAUUUGUGAAUCCAGAAAUAAAUGAUUGAAAUACAAAACACAGAAGUUUUACGUAUCAAUUCAUCAAAAUUAAUUUUCUAGAAUAUAUUCAACCAUAGUUCUUAAAAAAGUUUUGAGUUUUUCUUUAUAUCAUUAAUUUCCCUCAUAAUAUUUAAGAGAGAAAGAAAUUCCUAGUUUU